Oryzias latipes (Japanese medaka) is the source of this 3371-nucleotide messenger RNA. Lineage: Eukaryota; Metazoa; Chordata; Actinopteri; Beloniformes; Adrianichthyidae. The record is from RefSeq and is a predicted model, not a curated record.
GGCACAAAUUAGUAAAGUGUUUUUAACUACUAAAAAUUUGUGGCUGCAAAUUACUUUUUUUUGUUAUAACAAAGUCAUUUGUGCAAACAAAGCAAUAAUUUGUGCCCAAAAGGAAUUUGUGUCUAUAAAAGCUAAUUUGUGCUUGCAAAAUACUAAUUUGUGUGUAAAAUGCUGUUCUGUGGAGACAAACACAAAUUCAUCUACGCAAAUUCAUGUACACAAAAUGCUAAUUUGUGUCCACAAAAUAUUUAAUCCUGUGCACAAAAUGCUACUUUCUAUGCAAAAUGCUGUUUUGUGGAGACUGAACAUAAAUUCAUGUGCACAAAAUGCUAAUUUGUGCCCACAAAAAACUAAAUCGUGUGCACAAAAAGCUAAUUCAUGUGCACAAAAUACAAGUUUGUGUGCACCAAAUGGUAGUUCAUGUGCACAAAAUAGCAAUUCAUCUGCACAAAAGGCUAACUCACAUGGACAAAAUAAUAAUUCAUGUGCACAAAAUGCUACUUUCUGUGCAAAAUGCUGUUUUGUGGAGACCAAACAUAAAUUCCUGUGCACAAAAUGCUAAUUUGUGCACACAAAAUACUAAAUCGUGUGCAUAAAAUGCUAAUUCAUGCACACAAAAAUAAUAAUUGAUGUGCACAAAUUAGCAAUUCAUCUGCACAAAAGGCUGAUUUAUGUGCACAAAAUGCUGAUUCGUGUGAACAUAAUAGCUUUUUAUGUGCACAAAAUGCUACCUCGUAUGCACAAAAUACUAUUUCCGGAGCACACAAAUCAAAUUUAUGUACACAAAAUACUAAUUUGUGUGCACAAAAUAGCAAUUCAUUUGCACAAUAGGCUAACUCAUAUGGAUAAAAUACUAAUUUCCGUGCACAAAAUGCUAAUUCGUGUGCAAAAAAACAAACAAAUUAAUGUGCACAAAUAACAAAAAUUUACAUAGCGCAAAAUGCUAAUUUGUUUGGGCAAAAUGCUGAUUUGUGUGCACAAAUAGUUAUUUGUGUGUACAAUUACUAAAUUGUCCGCACAAUAUACUAAUUUGUGGCCACAAGGCUGCCUAUGACAGAAAUAUAUUUUCUCUGCCAGUUAAUUCACCCGUCGUAGAUACAAAACGGUGUAAUUGAAUUGCAUUUUGUACCAUCACUAUGUUAAAGCAACAUGAAAAAUAAAUAAUUAUAUGCCUAAAUAUUUCAUAUUUUUCCAAGAAAAAAUAUAUUUAUCAACACGUGUCUCGAUUAGUCGACUUAAUCAAUGAAUCAGUAUUUAUUACUAAAAUCUGAGGCAAUUUGCUAAUAAAACUUUCCUAUACCAUUGUACAGUUGUUUCAAAAUGAAAUAAAUUGAUUAUAUCAAAAAUGGAAAAUACCAUUUGGCUUGAGGCAUGGUAGAUUAAUUUUACUAUAAUGUAAAACGUUCAAGUUCCAUCAAAACAAACAGGGUGAGAUAAAAAAACAAACAAUAAAAUACAGGUAAAUAAAAAGUAAUAUAUAGUAUAAAAUAGCACUUUAAAAAUGGCUAAAAAAGCCUAAUUGGUUCUAAAAAACUGACCUUUAAAUCCUCAAAUAUCUGGGUUUUUUUUUUUUUGAACUACAAAACACUAAAAAUAAAGUGCAAUGUGAUCAAAGUGGCUCUGACUGUUAUUUUUUCCGGUGACUUUUCUUCUGAUACUUCUUUGUCUGCAGAAAAAAAAGUCAAUGGGGAGGGCUUCAUUACAUUUCCUCUUUCUUUCAGAUGCAGCUGCUCAGCAGGAAGUUUCUCCUCCUAUGAUGUUACGUCGUUAUGGGCCAGAGACAAGCACACACUUCUCCUUUUUGCUGGUUCACUUGAUGCAGAGAAACCAUGGGAACAUGGCGCAGUCUACGAGUGGCGUUCAUCCUGGGCUCUCUGUUCAUGCUCCUGUUAAUCAUUGCGUACUGGGAUGACAUCGGGGGCUUCAGUCUCUAUCCGUUCCAGGAUCUGAAGCACGACUCUCUUCACUCUGACUGCGGCUCCCAGAGGCUUUCCUCAGACGCUGCUCUGUCUGCGUCCACCAUCGGAGCACGGAGCGGCCCUUCUGUCUCACUUCCUAUCACUUCUAGGAUUCCACUUUCCCCAGAAGACACAGCUCAGACACACCCAGAAGAGGAGCAAAAGAAACCUCCAUGGGAGAACGCGAGGAAGGAAGGAGGAAGGAAUCGUGUGCUGGCUGGAGACGGGGAUCAGGAUGUGAGGAAGCAGAUGAUCGCAGAUGUGUGCUCAGGAAAAACCAAUGUGGAAUUCCCUGGAAGAACUCGAGUGAUUGAGCAGAUUCCUUACAGAGAACUGGACCACCUGAUAGUGGAUGACACCCACCAGAUAAUCUACUGCUAUGUUCCCAAGGUUGCUUGCACCAACUGGAAGAAAGUCUUGGUGGUUCUGUCUCAGGCUCUCAUCUCACCAUCCUCAGGAAAGCCUUACAUCGACCCGGAGGCUGUUCCUGCUGAACUAGUACACAACUCCUCACUUCACCUCACCUUUGCCAAAUUCUGGCAUCAUUACGGUUCACUGUCCCGUUACCUGAUGGCGCUGAAGCUCCAGCGUUACACCAAGUUUCUGUUUGUACGGGACCCUUUUGUGCGCCUCAUCUCUGCCUUCAGGAACAAGUUUGGAAGGCCCAACGAGGACUUCUACAAGCAGUUUGGCUCUGUAAUGCUGCGUCGUUUUGGCAACGUGUCUGGGAGUUUGCCAGAGACUGCGGCUGAGGCGUUUGCUGCAGGAAUCAAACCCACAUUUCAGCAGUUUAUCGCUUACCUGCUGGACCCAGAAACGGAAAAGGAUGGGAUCUUUAAUGAGCACUGGAGACAGGUGUACCGUUUGUGCCAUCCUUGUCAGGUUAAGUACGAUUUCAUCGGACAUCUGGAAACCCUGGAAGAGGACACGGAGCGUCUACUGAAGAUUUUGAAGGUGGAUCAUCUGUUACACUUCCCUUCAGGGGCCCACAACCUCACCUCCACCAGCUGGGAAAGAGACUGGUUUGCACAGAUUCCCAUCGCAACAAGGAAAGAACUCUACAAACUUUAUGAACCAGACUUUGAGAUGUUUGGCUAUGCCAAACCUGAUGGCCUUCUCCAGCAGGAACUUGACUGAGCAGAAGUGGACAGAACCAUCUUUUGCCUUUUCACAACCUUAGUUCAUCUGUUAUUUAAUGUUUAUAUGCUUUGACAGAAGUGCCUGCCUGAAUAUUGUAUUUAUUUUUUAAUACGAGUGAACCUGUUACUCUCCACACAAAGUCACUUUGAAUAAUGUUUUAUGAGUAGAGUUGUAUUUUGCUAAAUCAAGAUUGAAGCAUUGGGACUAAGUGCAAACUGGUAUAACUGAAGGAAGAUUUGUUGCAAAAAAAAUAAAGAGCUUGAAAAACCCAAA